Molecule: messenger RNA, 12687 nt
Organism: Lampris incognitus (smalleye Pacific opah)
Lineage: Eukaryota; Metazoa; Chordata; Actinopteri; Lampriformes; Lampridae
Gene: dysf
Product: dysferlin, limb girdle muscular dystrophy 2B (autosomal recessive)
Exons: 55
Coding region: 707-6982 (2091 amino acids)
Biological process (GO): T-tubule organization; plasma membrane repair; vesicle fusion
Cellular component (GO): membrane; T-tubule; cytoplasmic vesicle
Molecular function (GO): calcium-dependent phospholipid binding; calcium ion binding
Source: RefSeq, a predicted model, not a curated record
CCGGCUCUGUGAGAACAAGCAGCGACACUUCACAACUUUGAAAGCCUUUUCUGAUUCUAUCAUCUACUAACUUUGGACUCAGUCAGUUCAAGACUAGACAGGACAUCCUGGUGGAUCAUUUGUACUUUUUUUUUGGAUGAUAAUUGGACUUGGGUAAAUGUGUCUCCAAAUUGCCAUGAAUCAACUUUGGGAUAUCUUGUGACUAUUUUAAAAAUCCAGAGGAUCGAUCCUGCAAAAGAUCUGUUUGGAAAGCAGCUUGAGUUUUGCUUUUCUAAUUUGGGGCCGUCAGUCAUUUUGUAAGUGUCUCGUAUUUUUUUGUUGUUGACAUUUUUGAAUGAAACAAAUCCCUUGGUCAUCAGGGAUGGGGGUCUGGGAAUUUUUCAUUGAGCAGCCAGACUUUCCCCUCUCUCUUUAACAUCACAGAUGGGUCGUUAGUUUGGUGGGUUUUUUUUGUUGUUGUUUGUUUUUGGAGGGGGGGGUAGGGGUCUUAUCAGAAGGAUAGCUGCAGCAAUUUUCAUCACCAGCAAGAUUGUUGAGGCAAUGUAACAAAACCCCUUCAUAGUACCCCGCUUUGUGAAUCCCAAUCGCCAUACAAACCGAAUCGACCCCAAGGGAACAUCCGACUUUUACCAAGGGAGCCCCCCCCCCCGACCCACCCCACCCCCCCGGGGGUCUCAGGAAGCUCUGAUCUGACACAGUUGCCAUCAUGUUACGUUGUGUGCUUCAGCGUGCCAACAACCUGAGACACUCUGACCCUCUGGCUAGCAUCACCUUCAGAGGGUCCAAGAAAAAGACAAAGGUCAUCAAGAACAACCCUAACCCCGUUUGGAACGAGGGCUUUGAGUGGGAUCUGAAAGGUAUACCUCUGGACUCUGGAGCAGAGCUUCACUGUGUCGUCAAAGACCAUGAAAAAAUGGGAAGAAACAGGUUCCUGGGGGAGACUAGGGUGGCCCUCAGGGAUAUCCUCAGCUCUCCAAACCUGGCUGGUUCCUUCACUGUCUCCCUACUGGACACCAAGAGGAACAAUACAGGGGCUACACUGAGCCUUCAGGUUUCCUACAUACCUCCGCCUGGAUUGGCUCCUGUCUUCCAGCCUCCUCCCCAGCCAGAAGCCCUGCAGCAUAACAACCCCAAUGUGGAGUUGGACACCAUCACAAUGAUCUCUGUAGACACCAUGGGAGAAGAGGACACAGAGAGCAUGUUGAUGCUGGAGCCCACGGAGGACCAGGGACCGGAUGACGGCCGUUCGAUGGUAAUCGUUGGCCCCCAAGGGCCCCAGGGCCAGGAGACCCCCACUGCCCAGACUCCUAAACGCUCCCCACCCUCCUACAAUACCCACGGAGGCCUGAGGAAGCGGAGGAGAGGAGCCAGCAGUCAGCCCAAAGCUCUGCCUAAUAAACCACAGGAUCUACAGGUGCGUGUGAGGGUCAUCGAGGGGAGACAGUUGCCAGGCAUCAACAUCAAGCCUGUUGUCAGAGUAACGGUUGCCGGGCAGACCAAGAGGACUCGCAUCAGGAAAGGGAAUAAUCCUACGUUUUUCCUGAAUUUCUUCGAGACGCCGUCAGAUCUGUUUGACGAGCCCAUCUUCAUCACUGUGUGUGACUCUCGCUCACUCAGAACCGAUGCUGUGAUUGGAGAAUUUAAGUUGGAUGUCGGGACAGUGUAUAAUGAGCACAGACAUUGCUUCUUGAGGAAGUGGCUUCUGCUUUGUGACCCAGACGACCUCUCAGCAGGGGUCAAAGGUUAUUUGAAGGUCAGCCUUUUCGUCUUGGCUGCUGGAGAUGAGCCCCCGCCUGACAAGCGGGAAUGUAUUGAGGAGAAAGAGGACAUUGAGGGGAACCUGCUGAGGCCUGCUGGUCUGUCUCUCAGAGGAGCCAUCUUCACCCUGAAGGUCUUCAGAGCAGAGGACCUGCCACAGAUGGACGAUGCCUUUAUGGAUGGAAUGAGACAGAUAUUGGGGUUUGACAGCAACAGAAAGAACCUCGUGGACCCACUGGUGGAAAUCCACUUUGCUGGAAAAAACGGUGUGUGCACAAAAGUUCUGGAGAAGAAUGCAAAUCCGCAAUGGAACCAAAGUCUUACCAUGCCAGUUAGGUUUCCCUCCAUGUGCGAGAAGAUGAGGAUCAGGGUUGUGGACUGGGACCGUGCCAGCCACAACGACGUCAUCGGCACCUCCAACCUCUGCAUGUCCAAAAUAUCUGCCCCCGGAGGGGAGAUAGAGGUGGAUGAUAGCCUGGGUUUUCUGCCGACCUUUGGGCCGUGCUUUGUCAACCUGUACGGCAGCCCCAGAGAAUUCACCGCCUUCAACGACCCCCACGAGGCGCUCAACCUUGGAAAAGGAGAAGGUGUGGCGUACCGUGGUCGGCUUUUGCUGGAACUGAGCACCAAGCUGGUGGAUAAGCUGGAGCAGAGGGCUGAAGACAUAGUGUCAGAUGACCUGCUGGUUCUGGAGAAGUUUCUCCGGAAGAGGAAGUUCUCUCUCUUCGCUUCGUUCUACUCGGCCACCCUCCUCCAGGACGUGGACGACGCCAUUCAGUUCGAGGUCAGCAUCGGUAACUACGGCAACAAGUUUGACUACACCUGUCUGCCGCUGGCCUCCACCACCCAGUUCAGCAGAGCCGUGUUUGAUGGCUGCCACUACUACUAUCUGCCAUGGGGUAAUGUAAAGCCAGUGGUGGUCCUGUCUUCAGAAUGGGAAGACAUCAACCCAAGAAUAGAGGCCCUCAACAUGCUACUGGCUAUUAUAGACAGACUGGAGUCCAACCUAAAAAGGGUUCAGCUGGAGGUGAAGGUGGGCAGUGACCUGGAGGAGGUGGAACUACGAGUGGUUGACCUGUUGGAUCAGGUCAUUGCAGACUGCAGUGAGGAGCUACCGUCUCUGGACGAGUGGCCAUGUGUGACUCCUCUGGAUCGCUCUCUGAGACACAUCCGUUCCUUACACCUGCAGCAGAUAGUUCAGGCAGCGUCAGCCCUGAAACACGGACCCGCUACUGAGCUCUCUACAGUAAUGGACCAGGCAGAGGACUGGGCUAACAGGCUACGCACAAUGGCAGAGGAGCCCCAGAACAGUCUUCCGGACAUAGUGAUAUGGAUGAUGCAGGGGGACCGUCGGCUGGCUUACCACCGCAUCCCGGCACACACUGUGCUCUUCUCCCAGCGCCACUGUGGCAAGCACUGUGGAAAACUGCAGACUGUCUUUUUGAAGUAUCCUCAGAGCAGCGGCGGAGAAGCCAAACUUCCUGGUCAGCUGAGGGUGAAAGUCUGGUUUGGAUUGGCUGCCGAUGUCAAACACUUCAAUCAGUUCGCUGAGGGGAAACUCUCUGUCUUUGCUGAGACGUACGAGAACCAGACACGGCUCGCCCUAGUGGGCAAUUGGGGUACUACAGGUCUGACCUACCCCAAGUUCAGUGAUGUGACUGGUAGAGUGAAACUACCUAAAGAGAGCUUCAAACCCUCCUCUGGGUGGUCCUGGGCUGGAGACUGGUUCAUCAGCCCCGAGAAAACGAUGCUGUUUGACGUGGAUGCAGGUCACAUGACUUUCACAGAGGAAGUGUUUGAGAAUCAGAUGAGACUACCAGGUGGACAGUGGAUCGGGAUGCCUGAAGGUUACACUGAUGUGAAUGGGGAGAAGGCAGUACCAAAGGAUGAGGUGGAGUGUCCUCCAGGCUGGGUUUGGGAGGAGGUGGAGUGGAGUGAGGAUCUAAACAGAGCAGUAGAUGACCAAGGCUGGGAGUACGGUAUAACCAUUCCCCCGGACCGCCGUCCUAAGUCCUGGGUGCCGGCAGAGAAAAUGUAUCACACCAAUCGUCGAAGACGGUGGAUAAGGAUGAGAAGGAGAGAUCAGCAGAGAAUGGAUGCUCUCAGGAAGCAACGGCCAGAUGAGACAGAGAGAGAGGGGUGGGAGUACGCCUCCCUGUUUGGUUGGAAAUUCCAUCUGAAACCCAGGAAGACCGACUCCUUCAGGAGGCGCAGGUGGAGGUGUCGCAUGGAGCCGCUGGAGAAGACGGGGCCAGCAGCCAUCUUUGCUCUGGAAUGUUCCCUGAGCAGCAUCGAGGACAAGAACGACGACAAGUUGGUAACGACAACGUUCGGCGUCAACAGGCCCACCAUCUCCUGUUUCUUUGACAGUGGGACCCGCUACCACUUGCGUUGUUACCUGUACCAAGCUAGAGAUCUGCUGGCCAUGGACAAAGACAGCUUCUCAGACCCCUAUGCCAUCGUUUCCUUCCUUCAUCAGUCCCAGAAGACAGUGACGGUGCGUAACACUCUGAACCCCACCUGGGACCAGACGCUGAUCUUCUACGAGGUGGAGAUCUUCGGAGACCCCGAGCAAACCAUGGCAAACCCACCCAACAUAGUGGUGGAGCUGUACGAUCAGGACACAUACGGGGCGGAUGAGUUCAUGGGGCGAUGUGUGUGUCAGCCCUCUGUGACUUCCUCCCCUCGCCUGGCCUGGUUCCCCAUUCGCUUCGGCGAAAAGAAUGCCGGGGAGCUAUUGGCCGCCUUCGAGCUCAUUCGCAGGGAGAAGCCAGCGAUUCAUCAUAUUCCAGGUCAAGAGGGAGACAUCAUGUCCUCCACCCAUGUUCUGGAUGAGUUGCUGCUUCAAGGAUUCCUCUCAGAAAACCUGCAGCAAUGGCCGGACGAGUCCGACCUGCCGUACCCUCCCCCCCAGAGGGAGCCCAACAUCUACAUGGUUCCGCAGGGGAUCAAGCCUGUGCUACAAAGAACCGCCAUAGAGAUUUUGGCAUGGGGUGUUCGUAACCUGAAGAGUUUCCAGUUAGCCAGUGUUACAUCUCCCAGCCUGCAGGUGGAGUGUGGAGGUGCCAUGGUCCAGAGCUGUGUCAUACACAAUGUGAAGAAGAAACCUAACUUUGACAUCAGUACACUUUUCAUCGAUGUGAGACUUCCCCGUGAGGAGCUGUACAUGCCCCCGAUCAUCAUCAAGGUGAUCGACAAUCGACAGUUUGGGAGGAAGCCAGUGGUCGGGCAGUGCACCAUCCAGACUCUGGAGGAGUACAGAUGCAAACCACAGGAAGACGGGGAAGAGGGAGAGGAGGAGCGAGAUGAGGUGGUCCAGGCUCCCCGUGACGACGUCUUGAUUGACAUUGACGACAAGGAGCCACUGGUACCGGCACAGGAAGAAGAGUUCAUGGACUGGUGGAGUAAAUUCUACGCCGCAACUGGAGAGACGAACAAAUGUGGCACCUACCUGGAGAAAGGCUUCGAUACGCUUAAGGUGUAUGACAGAGAGUUGGAGAAGGUGGAGGGGUUUGGAGGUCUAUCAGACUUCUGUCAGACAUUUAAACUGUACAGGGGGAAGACACAGGACGAAGGGGAGGACCCCUCAGUUGUGGGAGAGUUCAAGGGUAUGUUUAAGGUUUACCCCCUUCCAGAUGACCCCUCUGCCCCAUCUCCACCCAGACAGUUCAGACAGCUGCCCCCCAACGGCAUUGAGGAGUGCCUGAUCCGAGUCUACGUCAUACAGGCGAACGGACUGCAGCCCAAAGAUGCCAAUGGCAAAUGCGAUCCCUAUGUGAAGAUCACUUUAGGAAAAAAGACCAUCAACGACCGUGACAACCACAUUCCCUGUACCCUGGAUCCCGUCUUUGGAAAGCUCUUUGAGUUAAAUGGCACCUUGCCUUUGGAGAAGGACCUCCGUGUUAUGCUCUACGACUAUGACAUGGUGACCAAGGAUGAGAAGAUUGGCGAGACUGUGAUUGACCUGGAAAACCGCUUCCUGUCCAAAUAUGGGGCACGCUGCGGCCUGCCGCAAACUUACUCUGUUUCUGGGAUAAAUCAGUGGAGAGAACAACUGAAGCCCAGUCAGUUGCUGAACAGAGUGUGUGACAGACAGAAUCUGAGACGACCCGUCUACAAACACGACAGCGUCUGCUUUAGAGGGCACGAGUACACAGCGAGAGACCUUGAGGAUGGCAAGCCCCCCAAUCCUCACCUGGGUCCUUUAGGGGAGCGUCUCUCCCUUUACAUCCUGAGAAAUCUGGGGCUCGUGCCUGAACACGUUGAGACCCGACCCCUGUAUAGUCCUCUACAGCCUGAUAUACAACAGGGUAGACUGAUGCUUUGGGUGGACCUGUUCCCCAAAUCUCUGGGACCAACCGGACCUCCCUUCAACAUUACACCACGCAAAGCCAAGAAGUUCUUCCUGCGUUGCAUUGUGUGGAACACCAGCGAUGUCAUCCUCGAUGAUGUCAGCAUCAGCGGAGAGAGGAUGAGUGACAUCUAUGUCAAGGGCUGGCUCCACGGACAUGAGGGCAACAAGCAGAAGACGGACGUCCACUAUCGCUCCCUUGGCGGAGAGGGAAACUUCAACUACAGAUUCAUGUUUCCAUUUCACUAUCUGCCGGCUGAACAGCUCUGCACCAUCAAUAAGAAGGAACAUUUCUGGAGCAUGGACAAGGCAGAGACUAAGAUCCCCCCGAAAAUCACCAUCCAGAUCUGGGACAACGACAAGUUCUCCUUUGACGAUUACCUCGGUCACCUUGAGAUGGACCUGAAUCACAUGCUGCGUCCAGCCAAGUCGCCAGAGAAGUGCGGCCUGGAGCUGCUGAACCAGCCAGCAGACAGACUGGUCUCGCUGUUUGAACAGAAGACCGUGAAAGGAUGGUGGCCCUGCACCUGCGAGCAGAACGGAGAAAAGAUUCUCGCUGGGAAGUUGGAGAUGUCGCUGGAGAUAGUGUCUGAGCAGGAGCAGGAGGAGAGACCAGCAGGUCUGGGGAGAGAUGAGCCCAACAUGAAUCCUCAUCUGGAAGAACCAAAGCGUCCAGAGACCUCCUUUCUGUGGUUCUCCUCACCUUAUAAAACCCUGAAGUUCAUCUUGUGGAGGAGGUUCAAGUGGCUGAUCAUCCUCUUCCUCUUCCUGUUCCUCAUCUUCCUCUUCCUUGGAGUCUUCCUCUACUCCUUCCCGAACUACGCUGCUAUGAAGAUGGUGGGACCUUUUGGACUGGCGAAGGGAGCAGAGUGAUGAGAAUGGAUGAAGUACACUGGAGGGACGCAUGAUGAUAACAACAACUUUUAAAUAACAAUGCAAGUGGAAUCACAGCUGAUGUGAAAGUCAGUGAUUUUCAGUUUUGUCUUGUUGAGAUCGGGACUUGAGUACGUUAUAGUUGGAAUAUUCCUGAAGUUCUUCAAAGCGUGGGGGCAGAUGACUGAACAGGGGCUGAGCUUGUGAACUUGUAGUCUGACACUGUGCUUUCUAGCCAAGUCUACACCACUUUAAAAAGAUAGACUUAAUAAGCAAUAUUGCUGGCAAGCAAUCUGGGGCGGUGUGUGUGUGUUUGUGUGUGUUUUGCAUCAGCACGUGAAGUAACCCUACUUCACUCUGCACUGUGUCUAUUUUCAGUGAUUAAAGCAUCAAAGGGGGUAUCUGCAUACAUUAUACAUUAGUGUGUGUGUAUGUUUGUGUGUGUGUGUGUGUGUGCUUGCAUGUGCAUGUGAGAAGUUUGUCUUUCCCGCUACUUGGUAAUGCGUUAACAAAAAUCCAAAGUUACAGUAUUACUGUACUGCAUGCACCUCUACAUUUGUAAUCAAAAGCCUUUGUGUUGUCUGCAGACAUUAGCCAAGGUGUCUUUGUUUGUUAGUUUUUUUCUCAUGUUUUGUGGAGUUUGCAUGUUCUCUCUGUGUCUGCCUGGGUUUCCUCCGGGGGCUCUGGUUUCCUCCCACAGUCCAAAGAUAUGUAGGUCAGGUGAAUCCGCUGUACUAAAUUGUCCCUAGGUGUGUGUGUGUAUGGGGGGGGGGGGCUGUGAUGGACUUGUGACCUGUCCAGGGUGUCUCCCCGCCUGCUGCCCAAUGACUGCUGGGAUAGGCUCCAGCAUUCCGCAACUCGACUUCAGAUAAGCGGCUUGGAUAAUGGAUGGAUGGAUGUUUCUUCAUUUGUGUGUUAGCCCACGUGUCUACCCCCCCACAUUCUGUCUCAUUCCUCUGUUACCCUUCAAUCUCUCUGUUGAAUCCCCUUUGUCAUCCAUCCACCGCAUCCCUCUCUCAUGCUGUCCUGUGAAACUUUUCCUUACUUCUUCACAUGUACUCCAUCUUUCCAUCUCUCACUCCAGGUAGAGCAGAGGGGGAGGGGGAGGCGGGUAGCAGGGGUUUGGAGAUGGGUAAUCCAUUGUUAGCAGGGACACCCUGUGUUGGAAGAGCGACUUUGAGGUAGAUGGACAGAUGUGGUGCUGACUCAGGUACACAUACCGGAAGACUCAAACCUGGUAAUGAUAAAAUAGAUGGUAAUGACUUGAUGGAAGAUAAAGAAGGGAGUCAUUAUCAUACGCUCAGCGCACAAAAACACUCAGGGGAACCCACACAAAACAACAGGCAUACUGUGUGCAGAUGCACAAGCAUUAACAUGCGUGCAUACUGUACGUGUACAGGGUAACACACACACACACAUACAAAACAGAGUAUAGCCGCCAACAAAACAUGCACAUGCAGACGCACAGCACCGGGGCCUUGUUAUAAUGUGUGUACUUAACAAGAGUCAACUGAGUAAUGUGCUCCAAUUGAUCAAAGGAAAUCCAAUAACGGGACUUGUGGUUUUCUGGGUCGUGUGUGUGUCUGCUUGUUGAUGCAGCUUCCAUUCCAUUCCCCUCCUCUGCAUGUAGAUGUGUGUGUGUGUGUGUGUGUGUGUGUGUGUGUGUGUGUGUGUGUGUGUGUGUGUGUGUGUGUGUGUGUGUGUGUGUGUGUGUGUGCGUGUGCGUGUGCGUGUGUGUGUGUGUACGCCUUCUCCUCUGUGCAUGUGGGCAUAAUUAAGUUGUGUGUGUGUGUGUGUGUGUGUGUGUGUGUGUGUGAGUAUAUGUGUUUGUUCUGUCUGUAGAAAUGCCUGAUUGCCUGUUUGCCUACUAUGCGUGUGUUUGAUGUGUAUUUAGGUCAGGACAGGGUCACGGUCAGUGUCAACCAAAGGGCCUUUUCACAGAGAGAUCUAUUUUGCUCUCUGAGUCGGUCAGAGCUGAUAUUUGCCAACACACACGCCCACACACACACACACACACACACACACACACACACACACACACACACACACACACACACACACACACACGAACAGGAAAGGUUAGAGCAGGGAGACUAAUCCACCCUGAUUCUACGGGAUUUCCUGGAGUGUGUGUGUGUGUGUGUGUGUGUGUGUGUGUGUGGUGGUCUUUGAUCUUUAAAUAGAUGUCAUUGACUUGGCUGGGAGAUGGAGGCUGGGAGAGCUCUGGUAUGAAGGAGGGUGUGAGGCAGUGGGAGUAAUGGGGCAGGAUGAGGGAACGCGAGCGGAGCUUAUCAAUGUCAAUAAAAAAAAAAAGGAUGACGUACAGCGAGGGAUAAAACAGAGGGGGGUGAAAAUGUGACAGAGGCAUGAAGGCUGCUCAACUUCUCCGUUUUACUGUUUUCAUAUUUUUCACCCCUUCUCAACCCACUUCAGGAUUCUUCAUGUUUGGUAUAAUUUGUAUUUACCAGGAAAACGGACUAAGACUAAUAAUAGCUCUUUAUUUGGAGCAAACCGCCUGGGAAAGUAGUGGUGCCGAAUGUAGUGGGGCUAAGCGGGGGGUCAUAUCCAUUCGCACAGGAAAAUAAAAUCUGGAAUAUUCAUACUAGAUCCAGUGCAGUUGAUAAGUCAUGCCAAAGACAUAAAAAGCCUCAGAAGUAAACCUCCCUAACACGAUAAAUCAGGUUAAAUCAAGAACUCCCUGUCGAUAUUUACUUUUUCAAGCUUUCUGAAUGCGCGCCGCCAGCGUUUGGCUCCGGCUUGAUUUACAAUAUGCGUCGCUUUCAUCUGUACCAUUCAGCGGCCCUGGAUGGAGGUAGCCAAUUUAUACAUGGAGGGAUGGAAAAUGGCAGCAAAUGAAAGUUGCAGAGGAAAAAAGGAUGAAGCCAGCAGUGUUGGAAGUGACUUCGUAUUCCUCUGAAUGGCUGAAAAUGUUUUAAAGGAUGAAGAUUGCGUACGCUUUCUUUAGCUUUUACAGCGAUGUGUCAUCGUCACAGCAUGUGUGUGUGUAUGGGUCAUUGUAUGUUAUAUGCAUGUUUGCAUUGCAUCUACAUUAUAGGACUGGCAGACGUCCCCAGCCAGAGCCGCUAUAAAACUGUUCGACUCCGGAGGGAGAGCUGUGCCAUGAGAUGCAAUGCAAGUGACUUUGUUUUUAUGGUUUACCGCGUAAAUGAGUGGUUGGCUCUCACGUUAGCGAGGUCUGAUUUUUCUGUUUCUAAUAAGGCGCCUGCUCAGAAGAAAAACCACUGAUAUAUAUCAUCCUGAUAUAUAUAUAUAUAUAUAUAUAUAUAUAUACAUACAUACAUACAUACAUACAUACAUACAUACAUACAUACAUACAUACAUACAUACUGCAUUGUGUAGUAUCUGCUGUACUUAUGAAUGAAUGUGAAAUGGGGAGAUUGGGUUUUGAUGAAGUGAUAUUUCCUUAACGAGAUGCUCCGAUACUCCAACCUAGUUUUUUUUUGGGGGGGGGGGGUUUCAUUGAAUCGAAGGUAGAUUGGUGCAGCAUCAGCAGUAAUGCGGACAUUGUACCGGACUAUGGUGGUGAAGAGGAAGCUGAGCCGGAAGGCACAGCUCUCAAUUUACCAGUCAAUCUUCGUUCCAAUCCUCACCUAUGAUGAUGAGCUUUGGCUAGUGACUGAAAUGGUGAGAUCCCGGAUACAAGCGGCUGAAUUGAGUUUCCUCUGUAGGGUGUCUGGGCUCAGCCUUAGAGAUAGGGUGAGGAGCUCACACAUCUGGAGGGAACUUGGAGUAGAGCCGCUGCUCCUUCACGUCGAAAGGAGCCAAUUGAGGUGGUUCGAGCAUCUGAUUAGGAUGCCUCCUGGGCGCCUUCCUUUGGAGGUUUCCCAGGCACGCCCAAAUGGGAGGAGACCCCAGGGUAGACCCAGAACUCACUGGAGGGACUAUAUAUAUAUAUGUGUGUGUGUGUGUCUAGUAUCUGCUGUACUUGUGAAUGAAUGUGAAACGGUGAUUUGAUGAAGUGAUGUAUUCCUUAACAAGAUACUACAAUUCUGUUUUCUUUCUUUUUUUUUUCAUUGAAUCGAAUUUGUUUAUAUCUUGACUUUUGAGCGCCUGUCUUUAGCAAACAUCAUAUAUUCGUGAUAGCCUUAAACAUAAUGCGGGCAUAAUCCCCACAUGCCUUAAACAUAAAACUCAAUUCAGACAAUGACUGUGCUCCAGAUUGUUUGGAAAUCUAAUCAGCCAAGCCGUCGUUUUUUUUUUUUUUUCCAAAAAGCCCCAUGUUGUCUUUGUACUGCUUAAGUGGCUUUUAAAGGUCCCAUGAAAUGACAUUUAGCGCACCGCAAACAUCCGCAGUUUAACAUAUACUGAAUGAGCUGAAGCAGGGCGGAUGGGAUUUUGUGAAGGGCGGGAUUUAUACCGGGCUGACAGCCAAUCGUAGCCGGACAUUUUUAGGAGAAUGUGGGCAUCGAAAUCCCAUUGGCUGGUAGACAGUGACACACCUUCGCUCAUGUCGCUGCCAUUCGUUGGACUUAGAUAAAACACAUACAUAUCCAGUAAAGGAGUAAAUGUUCAAUAGACGUUAAUUAAAUGCAAUAAAAGAGGCAACAAGAGUGAAACUGCGUUUUGCAUGAGACUUUGCAUAGUUCGUGGGACCUUUAUAGCACCGACUAACAGUCAGUGUCGUGUUUUGUUGUGUUUUAUUUGUUCUCUUAUUGAUGUUGCCAGUAAAUGCAAUGUGCCUUUAGCUUUAGGAAGCACUUCUGUCCACUAACCAACUACUGGCUCCAUCUGAAGUGCCCUGACCCAGAAUGCUCUAUUCCACUCAGAUAUUCCCAUUUCAAAACUUAAAAUGCAUUUUUUUUCACCGUUCUACUCUUAGAUGCCUUAUCAUGUGAUGCUGUCAAGAUCAGCCAGUCUUGCAGGACUCGGUCUCGUGCUACAGAAGUCCACCAGAGUGUUGUGUUGUUAGCCAUAUUAUCUGCAAUGUCUGCAAGUAUUGACCCCCUUUACAUUUUGCUCUCUGAAAACAACCUGCUUCCUUUUUCGAGAGAGGCCCUAUAAACGGAUCGAGAGAGUUUCGUGGUUUCUCUGUUUGAUGCCGGGUGGGUCCAGUGUUGGUGAACCUCUGGAGGAUCUUUCCACUGGACCUGAGUUAGUACAACGUCCCCUGUGAGCGUAGAAGCUCAAACAAACCUUUGUUUUCUUUGCUUGCUGAAUGAAAAGUGGACAUUUAAAGGAAGAAGGUUUGUAUACCUGAGAAGUGUGCCGUAUCUCUACACCAUCCCUCUUGCCAAAAUAAAAAGCAAUGCCCUCUCUGCAUAUCUCUGCCAUAAGCAUCCCUUUAUGCCUUGUCUGCAAUAUAAUCUGGAAAACCUCCUUGUUCAAUCCGAAUGCGGAGCAGAAAUGGAUUGUAUUGCAGAAUACCUGCACAGCUUUAGCCUUUGUGCAUGCAGUUGGUGAGGAGAAAUCUCAACAACUCAAGAUAGUAACGCAGUACACGGUGACAGGACAGCCUUUGUACUGAAGUACACUGUAUGCCGUCUUUGUGAGGUGUGCCAGCGUGUACCGUGAUCCUAUCAGCUCUGUGCCGGUAUCCCAAAGUAGCGGUUCUUGGACCCGUAUUGUACUCAGUGAUUAUUAGAAUAAUUCUCGUUCUGAUAGCUUUGCAAUAUUACACACGUUGUUUUAUGUACCUUUGUGACACACACUGAAUGUAUUCAAAUCAUUGUGUAUUUGAGUUCCUA